AUGGAUGCGGCGGCGCUGCGGGCACAAGACGGCGGCAAGGACGACGAGCCGCUGUCGGACAACGUGCUGAUCCGGAGGCGGCAGGUGGCGGCACGAGCGGCGGAGCGGCGGAAGCAAGCUGAAGAGGCCGAGCUGAAGGCCAAGUGCACGUUCAAGCCAAAGAUCAACGCGACUUCGGCAGUGGUGGCGGCGGCAGCCAAGGACGGCGGCAGCGGCGGGAGUGGCGGGCAGUCGAAGGGAUCGGUGUAUGCGGCGCUGACGCCGGCGCCGGUCCCGGUGCGGUCGAAGAACCUGCAGCGGAUGGCGGCCGACUACGCGACAGGCUCGCCGUUUGCCUUUACCGACUACGUCGAGGCGCGCGGCGCAUAUGCUACGGCCUUGAUCGAGGCCGAGACCGCGACGGAGCAGGCCGAGGAGGUGCCGGCAGACCACUUUGUGGUUCCAUCGCCGCGGACGACGCUCCCGCAUCGCAAGCAGCAGCUUGACCGUGCCAAGAAGGCGGUGAUGCUUGACUUUAAGGCGUGGUACGGCAGGCAAGAAGCAGCCGGUAAGCCUGUGGAGCCGUUUCCGGACAAGGCCUCGGCUUUUCGCAUCAUUGAUCGGCUCGCGGCGUCGCGGCAGCGGGCGCGGCUGUAUUGA
This is a messenger RNA of Thecamonas trahens ATCC 50062, 639 nucleotides long. RefSeq lists its product as uncharacterized. The transcript has 2 exons. The record is from RefSeq and is a predicted model, not a curated record. The coding region runs from base 1 to 639 and encodes 212 amino acids. NCBI's taxonomy places the organism in Eukaryota, Apusomonadida, Apusomonadidae.